AUGCAGCGAAACGCCAACCUCGUGGCCCUACUUCUGACUUCGCGAUAUAUCCAUGCUGCAACACUGAAAACCUUGUACCGUCACAUCACGAUUCCUCAUUCUCGAAUCUUUGGAAAGUUCCUCGCGACCAUAUCUGUGUAUCCGACCCUCGCCUCAAUCGUCCGGCGGCUCGACUUUAGUCAUUUCAACCCCUCUACCAUCUUCUCCACUGCGAACGAGAGAGCCCAGACUCGAAAUUUGACUUCUCAGACGCUUCUAAACUGUCUCGAGCUGACUGUAGACUUACAAGAGUUCCUGGCUCAAGAGUAUAUCGAUGAGGAUCUUGGACCCGAUGUGAUUAAGAAGCUUUUUUUCGAUAUGCCCAGACUCCAGGCUAUCGACUUUUGCGGCUGCUCCUCUGCGUUAUUCAAAAGCUCGUUUUCUAAUGUACUUGAGGCACCGUGGCCCAAAUCCUUGACACUUGCUCGCAUUUCGUUCCAUAAGUGUCUGAAUUUGCCAGGUUCCGUAUUCGAAGCUAUCCUGCCUCGACUCGAAAGGGUCACCCACCUCGAUCUCGCUGAAACCAGAGUGACUGAUAAAGCGCUCCAGAGCUUACCUAAGACGGCAAGGCUCACUCAUCUGAACUUGGCCAAGUGCCGAAAGUUGACCUCUCAGGUGGUGGUGAGAUUUAUCACCACUCAUUCAGCGAUUACCAAGACCAUCACUGUCUUGAGCCUGGCUACCAAUGCCGGCAAUCGCUUCAUGUUGGCGGACAUAGACACGAUUAUUGCUCAACUAACACUCACCCUCCGAUCGCUGAGCCUCAACGGAAGCAGAAUGGACUCUUCCCAGCUUCCUCUACUUACUCCUUUGGUCCAGCAUUUGGAAGAGCUCGCUAUUGGUAAAGGCUUCAAUCUGCGCGAUAUUAGCAAUCUCUUACAUCAAUCUCGAGACUUUCAACCUCACAGUAUUCGAUACCUUGACCUCUCUGACUUAGAUAUCCUUAUUGGCAGUGCCAAUAUACUUCUCAGGCCUACCUCUGCUCCACUGCAGGUCAUCGAGCUCAACGAACGCGCAUAUAAGCAAGUAAUCAAGGGCAAGAAGAACUUUGAGCAUAUAGGAUGGACCCCUAAAGAGUUUGGUAAUCGUUACUGGUUAGCUCGAAUGAGUGCGGAAGGAUCUGCGGUUGAAAGUGGUGCCCGCUGGUGGAAGCUGGGUGCUGAAGACUGGGGCUCAAGGAAGGUCCCGGUUACAAAGGCUGAUAUUGGAGCAAUGUAUGGGACUUUCAUGUUUGGCCGAAAACUGUAG
Messenger RNA from Fusarium proliferatum ET1, 1287 nucleotides. RefSeq lists its product as uncharacterized. NCBI's taxonomy places the organism in Eukaryota, Fungi, Ascomycota, Sordariomycetes, Hypocreales, Nectriaceae. The record is from RefSeq and is a predicted model, not a curated record. The transcript has a single exon. The coding region runs from base 1 to 1287 and encodes 428 amino acids.